Molecule: messenger RNA, 1552 nt
Organism: Aspergillus alliaceus
Lineage: Eukaryota; Fungi; Ascomycota; Eurotiomycetes; Eurotiales; Aspergillaceae
Product: ribonuclease P subunit p30 family protein
Exons: 2
Coding region: 70-1008 (312 amino acids)
Biological process (GO): tRNA processing
Cellular component (GO): nucleolar ribonuclease P complex
Molecular function (GO): RNA binding
Source: RefSeq, a predicted model, not a curated record
AGAAAGACCACUUCACAACCUUUCCAAAGUAACCUGGCUUGGUCCUAGCUUUUUAAAAGCUAAAUAACUAUGUUUUACGAUCUGAACGUGCCCUACAGUCCAGACGAUCCCGAGAUCUCUUCAACGUUAAGCUUUCUUGCAGAACUCGGUUACACAACGAUCGCCAUUUCGCAACCCUUGAGCGGGAAGCUUCCUCCAAAUCCUACUCCCCCACUACUUCCGACCAAUGCUCCCAAGAACCUGACACUACUCACCCGCGUGAACCUAACGCUUUCCGACCCCACGCAGAAUCAGCGGCUUAGCACGCUCGCUCAAGCAUAUGAUCUAGUCGCCAUUCGUCCGGCCAAUGAAAAAGCCUUGUUAAAUGCCUGCACCAAUCUAGAAUGCGAUGUGAUUUCUCUAGAUCUGACCGUCCGACUUCCCUACCACUUCAAAUUUAAAAUGCUGUCCGCAGCUAUCGCACGAGGAAUUCGCUUUGAGAUUUGCUACGGACCUGGAGUCACAGGGAGCGGUACCGAUGCCCGGCGUAACCUCAUCGGUAAUGCCAUGUCUCUGAUCCGUGCGACACGCGGAAGAGGGAUCAUUAUAUCGAGUGAGGCCAGGAAAGCUCUGGGGGUUCGGGCGCCAUGGGAUGUGAUCAAUAUGGCAUGUGUCUGGGGCCUAUCACAAGAGCGCGGCAAGGAGGCUGUUUGUGAGGAAGCAAGAAAGGUGACUGCGCUGGCGAAGUUGAAGCGCACAAGCUGGCGUGGAAUUGUUGAUGUUAUUGAUGGCGGAGCAAAGCCGAAGCCGAAAACUGACAAACAUGAUUCUAAACAUAAGAGUGCUGCACCCAAGCAGAAAGGUACUCCUCAACUCGAGAGCAAUAGUGAUAGUCUCAAGAGGAAAGCGUCUGUGGGAGAGACCGAAAAGCCAAUAUCGAAACGAGAAAUGAAACGCAGAGCCAAGAAAGCUCGACUCGCUGUGGUCGACGAUGAAGACAGUGCGGGAGCAACGCCAGCUAAUAGCUAAAUCAAACGAACCCUGCGGUUCCCAAAGUCUGUAUUCCUACAGUAGAUUGCUGGGGCUUUCCAGUGCUACUAUCCAUCAUUUCGCUCCGUCGCGUGCUCAAGAUGAUUUUCAGACCCCGACACUGAGCCUCCUUCCCUUUAUACCUUGUGACCAUGCCAUAUCAAACUACCCAUUCGCACAUCCUAUACGUGCUUUACAGGUGACAUACCUUCACGGCCACAAGGAUACGGAGCAGCAUUAUUUUGCAUUCUAGCUUAGCGAGAGCUAGUUGAAUACAUCUCAUAGGGCGCCGAAAGGAUUUUGACUUUGGGCGUGGGUCGAACAACAACAACGGCUCGUUCUUGACAAAAAACUAUGCUGCUCCAUCAUACUAUGAGUGCAUGGCUUAACUCUCUGGAUCCGUCAUUUGGGUCUAUGAGGAGCUAGAUAUCACCGGCUACACGUCGAGUUGACAGAAUAACGAGGCCGUGUUACACCAGUACGGCAAUCCAACACCGCGGUAUUUACUUCAUAUUAUGCAAUGAAUAGAUACGCAGCAGAUACC